AUGACCCAUGUGGGGGAGGAAAUGCUGAGGUGUCAGAGGAGGAAUGACGUCCUGCACUGGGCCAUUUGUGCGAAGAGAGGGACGGUUUGUCCUGAGGUCUCCAGGGAAAGAGAAAGAGCGCCAGAGACAGCUUGUGACAGUCACGCAGAGAGACAGCCAGCCCGCAGGCUCCUGUAUUUCUUUCAUAUUGUGGCCUUCACCUCUGUCGAGCUGGAUCCUCCGUGCAUUGACGGGGUGCACCUUUCUGGAGAGGAGCAUGAAUUCUACGCACUUGUGUCUGCAGAGCUUGACCACUUUUUACAGCAGGGAAACCAGGAGGCAGUCCUGUUGUUCCCGCCGGUUUCUAGCCGCCUCCGGUAUCUGAUCCACCGGCUCACAGAGUCUUAUGAUGCACUAAGCAGCUUUUCAGUCGGCGAGGGGUGGCAGCGGCGCACUGUCAUCUGUCAUGCUGGUGUCAGGCUACCCGACAAGGACGGAGAAUCCAAAACUAAUUCACGUGAUCAAAAUCGUGGUCAUUUUUGGAGUGUCCCCUCACACAGCAAAAAAUGGGAGACAGGCAGAGGAAGGCAGAACUGGAGGCAGCGCAAAGAUAGGAGACCAGACAGAGAAUUGUAUGCAGCCAGAGGAAAGCCCUGGGAAAGAGAGGAACAUCAGAGGAGUUGUGUAAAGGAAGAGGAAAGGCAGCGGGGGGCACUAGAAAGUGGGCAUUAUGUGGGCAAUGGAAAUGAAGAGGCUUUGCAGAAGGAAAAAAUAGUGUUGGAGGCUGAGGUUGGACCAUGCAGAAAGGAAAUUGUAGGGGGAAAAGAAGAGGUUCAGUCUGAGGUGGAGAUGCAGGAGAAGAGGCCAGGAAAGAUGGAGAGCAGUGGUGAUGACAGAUUACAGAACUCGGGUGCAUGCCAAAAACUUCAUGAAAAUGAAGGCAAGGAAAGAUCUGGUCAGGCAGCAGAAGCUGAAAAGUGUCUGCAGGACUUGGAUAUGGGACAGGAUCGUGUGAGAGAGGAAGAGGCAAGAUUAAACAAUCAGGGGUUGCUAGACAAAUCGGUCGAUGACCAAGUUGUAUCUGAUCAGAGAGCAGCCAAGAGAUCGGAGAGGGUGGAGGAGGAAGCAGAGACAAGUACAUUGAUUGCAGGUAUGCUGGAGAAGGUGGAUCAGGAAGAUGUGGAGGUGAGAGCGGAGUCUUAUGAAGAAAAAGGGACCAUGAUGGCUCUUGAGGAGGCAGGGGUUCCAGCUGAGCCUAGAGAGGAGGCAGAAAUACCAGAAGGAGGUCAGGAUCAGGCAGAGAUGACGGUGGUGGUUCAGGAGCAUGCAGAUGUGAGGGAAGAGGCUGAUGUUGAAAAAGAAGGGAAGAAGAUGGCUUGUGAGGAGGUAGGGAAGCCAUCUGAGGCUCAGGAGAAAGGAGGGAUUCCAUUGCCUUCAGAGCCUAGAGAGGAGACAAAGAUACCAGAAGAGGGUCAGGAGGAGAAAGAGAUGAAGGCAGAGGUUCAGCAGCAAGCCGAUAUUAGAAUGGAGGCUCAAGAGGAGGCAGAAAGAAGUGUGGUGGCCCUGGACGAGGCAGAAAUUGAACCGCCCUUAUCCAGGAGUAAUGUGGAAUCUGAACAAGACCAAGCUGAAAAAGAGGAGUCAAUGGCAAAGAAGCCUGUUGAAGGAGCCAAGCUGGAGCAUACGGCACAGAGCGAUGAAGAACAGGAGAAGAUAAUGGAGCAGAUCCUGGCAGAGAUUAAGUCUCACGUUUCUGUAAAGGAUGUCCAUAUACAGCCUCUCCUGGAGGAUUUUUCAGAAUUUUCAGAAGUUCAAGUGGAUCGUGGGAGAUUUGGACACAUUAUUGAAGUGUAUGGUUUCUCUUCCGAGCUCCGUGCUGAGGAUCUCAUGGAGCCCUUUAAGGAAUACAGAGACAGAGGUUUCCGCCUGCAGUGGGUCGAUCAAACUCAUGCCCUGGGAAUAUUCUCCAGCCCUGAGGACGCUUAUGCCGCUUCCAUCCAAAAGCACCCAGCUAUGAAGUUUCGACCUUUGUCUCAAGGCAGUCGCCAGUCCAAAUUUCGGGCUUACGAAAAAGCAGAAUCCAUGCACCCCCAUAUGGAGAGACCACGAACCGAUGCAACUGUGGCAAGAAGACUUGUGACUCAAGCGCUGGCACUGCCAAAGGAGGUGCCGGACCAAUCUUCAGUAGAGUGAGCCCAAACCUUGCAGUCUGUUACUCCUGAGAACCUGCAUGUGCUAGCCACAUGUGUGCUGCUGACACGUCUAGGUCAACUUGUGGUGGGUGAAGAGGAUACGAGUGUAUCGUAGCCAUACUUGGCAAACUAACUCCAUCUGUACAAAGCAUUUUAUUUUCCAUAUGGGUGAGGUCUGUCUCACAGCACAGACUUCAGGGUUCUUACUUUUUAAGGUGCUAAGGCCCCUCUGCCUAUAGAUUUGUUUAGUUUAGACCACCCAGAGUGGCAUGCACGCCAAAGAGGGUCUAUCCACUAACCUGCCACACAUCGUUUCUAUAACAGGGACAAAAUCUAUUUAGUUGGACCAACCAGAUGUUUGACCCUAAGGGGCCCGUUCACACGACGGGUUUUACAGUGUAACAGCCGCUGCAAAAUUUUGCGGAAUAUCCACCAGCAGCCAAGUCCUUUCUGCCUCUGAUUCAUUUCAAUGGGAGGCAGUGCUGAAGAUCACCAUGUCUUUGGCCAUAGACAUGUCCCUUUUUGGUGCGGCCGUGGCUAUAAGCUGCUGCUCCGCGAUCCUCAGUGCUGCCUCCCAUUUAGAUCUAUCGGAGGAUGAAUGGACACUUCUGCGGCAGAUUUUCAGAAGAAUUUUGGCACAGUUGCCCGCACCAAAAACAUGUUGUAAAACCUCCCUCGUGAACUGGCCUUUUGCUGAUACCAUUAUUCCUUAAAUUUCUGUGUCAGGAGCAGGGAAGGGGGUGCUAGUCUUCCAUUCCAGAUGCCUUAAAGCAGCAGUACCUCAAAGUUGACUUGUUUUCUUUGUUGAAUGUAAUGGCCAUAUUGUUUGAUGGCUAAUAUCAUGUGACAGUAACAAUGAUGUCAAUGGUUG
Bufo bufo (common toad) is the source of this 3042-nucleotide messenger RNA. RefSeq names its product R3H domain and coiled-coil containing 1 (gene R3HCC1). The transcript is spliced from 9 exons. Lineage: Eukaryota; Metazoa; Chordata; Amphibia; Anura; Bufonidae. Gene Ontology annotation, molecular function: nucleic acid binding. The coding region runs from base 1 to 2172 and encodes 723 amino acids. The record is from RefSeq and is a predicted model, not a curated record.